AUGGAUUCAAGUACUAGUAUUGCAUUAAAGGCCACAAUCGAUGGCAACAUCAGAAAAGCCUUGCCAUUGAUGAUAUCUUUAGGUAGUAGUUCUAUUCCUGGUUACUUCACAACAGAUAACCUACCUGCAGACAAAAUUUCCGGAUUAAUAUCUGAUGUAACUCCAAAUGUUAUUAUUAAUGUCCAAGAAAACGCCAAUACAUAUAUCGAUUUCUUCGGUGUAAAAGAUACUUCAAAAGCCGCUCUUAAUUACUCCAUUACUGGAGCAAGUGGAAAGGCACAAGCUUUAAAGCUUUUGAAUUCCAACUCUGUAACAGGUUUAGUAAUAAUUAAAAGCACAAUCAUUGAUUGUGAUACAGAUCUAACAAUUGCAUUCAAGAAAGUAGUUAUUCAAGAUUGUUAUUUCUCUGCAGCUGCAGCCAAAGUCGUACAGUUUUCUUCAAGCAGUGAAAUCAAUAUUACAAUGACUUGGGAUCAAUUUGUUUCAUUUGGAACAAACAAGAAAGUCAAUGGUCCGGUUGAUUUCACAAAUGCAAACUUGAAAGUAUUAGCAACUGGUCUUCAAUCACUUGUUUAUUCUAGUGUUUUAUCAAUUUAUCCAGAAAAUCCAAGUAAUAAAUUUGAUAUGUCACUUAAUGAUGCAAGUCACAUUCCAACAUUUGAAUUAUCAUAUGUGUCAGUACUUAUCAAUAUCAUAAACACCAUCAACUUGCUAUAA
Molecule: messenger RNA, 717 nt
Organism: Trichomonas vaginalis G3
Lineage: Eukaryota; Parabasalia; Trichomonadida; Trichomonadidae
Exons: 1
Coding region: 1-717 (238 amino acids)
Source: RefSeq, a predicted model, not a curated record